AUGUAUAACGCGUGGAUCAGUGAGCGCAUUCUCGGCUUACCACUCGUGCUUCAGAAUGAUGAUCUUCAGGGGCAAUUCCCAUUUAAUCCCUUAUUUUUCGUCUUCAGUGCCAUAUACUUUGCUUUCCAUACUAUUGCUUCGUUCGCUGUGGUACCAGCAGUAAAAGAAGGCAAUGAAAUGUUUAUAGUACCAACCAUCGUCAUGCUACUUGUAGACAUCGUUCUCGACUGCACAGCUAUUAUUGUCAUGGUCAUGAAGUUAGUAAAACAAAGUCCUCUUGAAAAUAUUCUAAUUGGAGGGAUAACAAUAGGAGUUCUUUUCUUGCCUCUCUUAAUGUACUCUACGCUUAUAGUUAUAUCCCAGUUUGAGGAACUAUUCAACAGACCUGAUAAAAUUCCCCUGCAGAAACGAAAAAGUAGCAAGUCUCUUCUGUGUGCACAAAGCAUGGAUUCAUCGGGAAGUUCAGAGACAAGCACUGGAACACUAGUCUAAUGCCAUUUGAAGCAAAUAAUCAUAUAGUUCAGCAUCCUUACAUUCUCAAAAUAUACAGAAUAACAUUUAUUGUUGGAUAUUAAAAUAAUUCCAGAGAAAAUUUACAAAUAAAUAUAUAUUUUUAACAAA
This is a messenger RNA of Stegodyphus dumicola, 621 nucleotides long. RefSeq lists its product as uncharacterized. The record is from RefSeq and is a predicted model, not a curated record. Lineage: Eukaryota; Metazoa; Arthropoda; Arachnida; Araneae; Eresidae.